AUGUGGGCGCGCGCCUUGCGCUGCUUGUGGGGAAGGCGGGUCCCGCCCAUGCUGGCCUGGGGAGCGGGCCGGAGCGUCCUGCGCCGAGCCUUCGCCCUCCCUGCUCCCACUUCGGAUUUCCGGAGCGAGUACAGCCUCGACAAACUCUACCCGCCGCAAGCAACAGGCAGCGGCCACGACGACGCGGAUUCAACAAAAAAGAGUGUUCCUGAUAUUCCUGUAGAUCGCUUAUCUGUAUCUUAUUGCCGAAGUAGUGGCCCAGGAGGCCAAAAUGUUAACAAAGUGAAUACAAAAGCAGAGGUCCGAUUCCAUUUGGCAUCUGCAGACUGGAUUGCAGAAGAUGUGCGACAGAAAAUGGCAGUUAUGCACAAGAAUAAGAUCAGCAAGUCUGGAGAGUUGAUCAUUACCUCUGAAGUGAGUCGCUAUCAGAUGAAGAAUUUGGCAGAUUGCUUGCAAAAAAUCAGAGACCUGAUUUCUGAAGCCACUGAGAAGCCUCACGCUCCAACCAAAAUGAAUGCGCAGAUGAUCAGAAACAGGGUAGAAAAUAUGAACCGUGAACGUCUCCGACAAAAAAAAAUCCACUCUACUUUAAAGCAGAGCAGGCGUGUGGACUUUGACUGAAUGGAUUUGGAAAAGAGAUGCCGGCUCACUUUCCUCUGUUUCUUGAAGAA
Messenger RNA from Euleptes europaea (tarantolino), 671 nucleotides. It is a transcript of the gene MRPL58, whose product is annotated as mitochondrial ribosomal protein L58. The record is from RefSeq and is a predicted model, not a curated record. The transcript has 6 exons. Gene Ontology annotation, molecular function: translation release factor activity. NCBI's taxonomy places the organism in Eukaryota, Metazoa, Chordata, Lepidosauria, Squamata, Sphaerodactylidae. The coding region runs from base 1 to 621 and encodes 206 amino acids. Gene Ontology annotation, cellular component: mitochondrial large ribosomal subunit. Gene Ontology annotation, biological process: mitochondrial translational termination.